Molecule: messenger RNA, 3075 nt
Organism: Amoebophrya sp. A25
Lineage: Eukaryota; Dinophyceae; Syndiniales; Amoebophryaceae
Source: the annotation of a GenBank genome assembly
UGUUGUUGUUCCUUUAUUACCACUAAAAAUGAAGUUGAGGAGUGGUCUCUUGCUGCUCUACUUCUCUUGAAAAAACGUCGUCCCUCUUCUGCACAUGAUUAGAGGCCUGAGGACGCGGAAUAUAUUUGCCACCGUUUUUGAAUCUCGUCGCGUCGUUAUUCGUCUCGUUUUAGAGCCAAUCUCGAAAGUUAAAGCGACAGAUGAGCAUGAUCCGCGAGAGGUUGAGAGAUUGUUGAGCUUGAGAGGGUGGGGUCGUUUUCUGUUUCACACGAUAGCGAACGAUGUGAAAUAAGGGACUUGUAUUUGUAGUUUUGAGAGAAAAAAAGGAGAGAAAUUAACAACGAGGAGAAUAUGAAAUCGCUUCUAUAGAUGAGACAAAAUGCGUCGAAUUUGGUGGAUGGCUUACCCAUUUACAUCAUCAAGAUGAACAAGAAAUACUCACAUACAUGUUGUUGUGUAGCACCACCUUAAUAUAGACUAUUCCCUCAUCCAGAUCCAAAAUUGAUAGAAAAAACGUAUAGGCGAAAUACAAAACUACAAGAACGAGUUCGUCGUGAUUCACUGCCGUGGUACCAAACUACCACAAAGAAAACCAAAAAGAUGGAGUUGGUUGACAUCGAAAUGGGCAUGAGGUUCUUGUCCUCACAAGGCUACACGUUGAACGUGGCGGAAGUGGCUAUGCUCACUGCAAGUACUCACAUUUUUUUAGAAAUUGGCUAGUUUUUUGUUGCUUGGGUAGAAGUAGACAUCACUAGAAAACUUCACGGCAAAUAAGAAUCCGGUCACGAUGAACAGUAGUUUGUUACCUCCCACAAACGCUAAGUCCCACAAAGUACAGGUCUCGCAAAGCUUCAAGCGGAUGAAAAGUUUGGCCGAAUUUUCUUUUGGGGAAAGAUUUUCGGAAAGACUCAGGACUACUAUAUCGCCUACGGCGUACGAGAUAACGACAUCGAGUUUCCAUCAAAACAAUACUACUGCGCGUACUUCUACUAAUAAUUUUAUAGUUUGUUCUAUUUUUUGCUAUUUUUUCUUGAUCUUCUUGAGUGAGAAGCAAGUUCUGUAAUGACUUCCUUCAGAACUUCUAUUUCGACGUGGUAAAAUCUUCUUCGCUUGUUUCGCUGUAGUUAGUUUCACAACAAGGACUGUUUUGGACGAAUGAGAACAAUCACGAACAAUGAUUUCUCUCUUUCCUCACGCUCAUUGCUCCCUACCACAGAACGGGCGAAACAUUCACUUUUGGUGACUUGGCAAUGUUGACAGAUGAGGAGAGGGAAAUGAUAGCCACUUAUCCACAAGAAGCCGCUUUUGCUGGAGAGCCAGAUCAAUUGUUGUUUCCGAAAAAAGAAGGUAUGUAUCUAUGUCACCUACGGACUGUUGAUCAUCAUGGCCACUUUCUGACCUGUUGCUGAUUCUUCGAACCUAUGUAUUGAAUUUGAACCUUGGGCUUUUAAAUCGGAUACAACACGACCCUUUGUAAUUGUAUGCACGACCCCUUGUAAUUGUAUGUACUCAAUAAUAAAUCACCUCCUCAAAUUUAAUAUGGCACACUACAGACGACCCAGAAGAGAUGGAAGAGUGCCCUUUGACGGAAUUGCACAGGCUAAGCUACACCAUCGCCUCAAUGGACGCAGAUACUAGCGUAGUCCCAGCCACAGCCUAUGUGCUCAACGACGCACAUCAAGUAGUGCCAGCAGCAGAGUUUGCGGGUUUGUCUUGGUCCGAAUUGAAGGACCUCAAUAGCUACGCCCACUUCAGACCUGCAAAGGAUGUAUCUUUUGUUUUUGUUUCAGAUUUUUGUGGUUUUGUCUUUGUUCUUGAUUCAAAGCUAAGAACGCUAACGCUAGCAGGCUCGUCUCCUGGAAGUAGAUCUGAUAGUACUUUCUUAGACUGAAGAUUUACUUUUUCUACUAGUCGCACCAAUAUUUAAUCAGAUCGGAAAGCAACGUGCAAUGGCGAAGGACGACGUUGAGUGGAAGAACUGCAAUUUUCUCGAUAGGCUUAGCUCUUCGCUCCCAAAAGGAUGCUGGGCAGUUCGAAGUGAUGCAACAGUUGCCUCGGUAACUUAUUAUACUUUCUAAAACUUCUGAUAUCUUCAACAUGAUAGGUAAGUGUAUGAUAAAAUAUCUUCAUACUAGGUAAAAAAUGUAUGUCAGCCACGACCUCAAUUUGAUUUCAUCGACAUCAAUAUCUACAUAUAAGUAUUCAGACACGAUUGCUUGCACUCCCUAGCUGCACACCCCUAUAUUUUCACAGGUGCAGCUCCGAUCCCUCGUAUGGCCAGGCUAUGUUUUCUAUGCAGUCGCAGAGAAGCCCUACUUUGGAGGUGUCUACAUUGGCCACGGCAUACAAAACCGUGACUUGCCGUUUUUGUUGUAGAUGCGACGAGAAUUAUGAUCUAGGAAUCUAGGAACAACAGGAAGAGCUCUGCUAGCCGUGCAUAUUACAAGCAGAUGCUCUAGAACAAGUAGGAACUUCGGAGGAGCCAAAUGAAGUCAGUUCUUACGGUAAGAUUCAAGAACAUAAACAAGAAUCAUCUUUUGAUCAUCUUUUGAUGCCAAUCUAGGUCUUUUUAGUCAACAACAAACAUCGCAACCUUAUGUAUCAGCGAAAAGAAACGCAAACCUAUCCAACUAUCUAUGAACAAAAUUGAACAAGACAACUCCAACGUCAACGACGUUCGCCUAAGACGGGAAACAGUAGAACGAAAGAAAUGAAUUCAGAAUUCAGCAGCAAGAUUUGUUGAAUUACCUUUUUGUGCUAAAUUCAUGCAGAAAUUGAAACAGAAAGUAUAGAUACUCAAGCAGCAGUAGGUCUACUUACACAGACAAGUGCAUAGAAGAAGAAGUAGCAAAACAAUGUUAAGUACAAUAGCUAGUUACAGAUCAUGAUGCAGAAGCAAAUGAGGAACGUUACUCAUGUUGUAAAGAGGAAAGUGGUCGCAAAAUAUCUCGAAUAAACGAAACACCCAAAACCAAACGACGAACAAAAUCGAAUGGUCAUCUCACAUACCACCCCAAAAGAAAAUUCAAAAAUGACGCAGCGCGAGCAGCUGCGGACUCCGACCAGGUUUUCUAC